CUUCCGCCGCGGCUUCUAACGCGUCCGCUCUUCGGCCUUCUCCAGGAAGUGAAUCUGAUGCCGGAACUCGAGGAGCCCGUGACUCGGCAGGAGAAGAUGGCGACCGUGUGGGAUGAGGCUGAGCAAGAUGGGAUCGGGGAGGAGGUGCUCAAGAUGUCCACGGAGGAGAUCAUUCAGCGCACACGGCUGCUGGACAGCGAGAUCAAGAUCAUGAAAAGCGAAGUCUUGAGAGUCACCCAUGAGCUCCAGGCCAUGAAAGACAAGAUCAAAGAGAACAGCGAGAAGAUCAAAGUGAACAAGACCUUGCCUUACCUCGUCUCCAACGUCAUCGAGCUGUUAGAUGUUGAUCCCAAUGACCAAGAGGAAGAUGGUGCCAAUAUUGACUUGGACUCUCAGAGGAAGGGCAAGUGUGCCGUUAUCAAAACCUCCACACGACAGACAUACUUCCUGCCUGUGAUUGGGUUAGUGGAUGCUGAAAAGCUCAAGCCAGGAGACCUGGUGGGUGUGAACAAAGAUUCCUAUCUAAUCCUGGAGACCCUGCCCACCGAGUAUGACUCAAGGGUGAAGGCCAUGGAGGUGGAUGAGAGACCCACAGAGCAGUACAGUGACAUCGGGGGCCUGGACAAGCAGAUCCAGGAGUUGGUGGAGGCCAUUGUUUUGCCAAUGAACCACAAAGAGAAGUUUGAGAACUUGGGGAUCCAGCCUCCCAAAGGGGUGCUGAUGUACGGACCCCCGGGCACAGGAAAGACCCUACUGGCCCGUGCUUGUGCUGCACAGACCAAGGCCACUUUCUUGAAGCUGGCUGGUCCCCAGCUGGUGCAGAUGUUCAUUGGAGAUGGUGCCAAGCUGGUCCGGGAUGCCUUUGCCCUGGCCAAAGAGAAAGCUCCGUCCAUCAUCUUCAUCGACGAGCUGGACGCCAUUGGCACCAAGCGCUUUGACAGUGAGAAGGCUGGGGACCGGGAGGUGCAGAGGACGAUGCUGGAGCUGCUCAACCAGUUGGAUGGCUUCCAGCCCAACACCCAAGUGAAAGUCAUUGCAGCCACUAACAGGGUGGACAUCCUGGACCCUGCUCUGCUGCGCUCUGGUCGCCUGGACCGCAAGAUCGAAUUCCCGAUGCCCAACGAGGAAGCCCGGGCCAGAAUCAUGCAGAUCCACUCUCGGAAGAUGAACGUCAGUCCUGAUGUGAACUAUGAGGAGCUGGCCCGCUGCACAGACGACUUCAAUGGGGCCCAGUGCAAAGCAGUGUGUGUGGAGGCGGGCAUGAUCGCGCUGCGCAGAGGUGCCACGGAGCUCACCCAUGAGGACUACAUGGAGGGCAUCCUGGAGGUGCAGGCCAAGAAGAAGGCCAACCUGCAGUACUAUGCCUAGCAGGACCCGCAUCACGCCCCCUCCCUGUUCUUUUCUGUUGAAAAUUAGUAAUAAAAGAUGGUUUCAAGUCCC
Messenger RNA from Elephantulus edwardii (Cape elephant shrew), 1440 nucleotides. RefSeq names its product proteasome (prosome, macropain) 26S subunit, ATPase, 3 (gene PSMC3). The coding region runs from base 58 to 1368 and encodes 436 amino acids. The transcript has 12 exons. The record is from RefSeq and is a predicted model, not a curated record. NCBI's taxonomy places the organism in Eukaryota, Metazoa, Chordata, Mammalia, Macroscelidea, Macroscelididae. Gene Ontology annotation, cellular component: proteasome regulatory particle, base subcomplex. Gene Ontology annotation, molecular function: ATP hydrolysis activity; proteasome-activating activity; ATP binding. Gene Ontology annotation, biological process: proteasome-mediated ubiquitin-dependent protein catabolic process.